GAGUUUAGCCUAUGCUCGGCUCAGCGUAAUGGAUAGGACAGGACGACGACAACGGCUAGAGCUAGGGGAGAGGAAAGCAGCUCGGAGACUGUUCCGUGUCGUCGGCGUAACAGAGCGCUCUCUGGGCCCGUUCGCUACUGUGUGUCCGCACGAUCAAGCGAGAGGAUACUUAUCAAUCUGCUUCCGAGACACACUUCACGACAGGCCAUUGGAAGAUGUCGAGCGGAAGGAGCUGCGCUUGUCUGCUGAUGAUGUGCUUGCUGCUGUUGCUGGGCAGUCAGGAGAUCGCGGCGAGAAGAGGUCGCGCCCGGAGCAGGAGCAAGUCCAGGGUGCAGAUAGGUCUGCCCAUAACCGGCAAGUACCGCGACCCCGAGAGCGAUCAGUACUACAAUAAUCAGCACGGAGCCAAGAUAUUGCUAGCCUCACAUUUCGAUCUCGAGUACGUUCUCGGACACAAGAUUGCUUUCCUAUGCGUCGCUCGCGGAACGCCCCGGCCGCACAUCACCUGGUACAAGGACGGAAACGAGAUUUACACCCACCUCUAUUUGCACGUACACGAGUGGCAGAUGGGUAAAGACAAGGUCAAGUCGAAGCUAGAGAUCGAUCCAGCGACGCAGAUGGACGCCGGCGUCUACGAGUGCACGGCCGACAACAUGUACAGCAUCGACCGGAGAUCCUUCAAGACUGACUUCUCCAUCGCUUUCGAUUAGGCUUACUUUUAUCCUAUGCGCACUUUGUACUGAGAAUAAAUCUUUAUACAUUGGACCAAAGAGGGCUGUUAUAAACUCUGUGCGCUCCCUUGUUUCUUGAAAUGAAAUUUAGUUUUAUUUUACUUUUAAAUUUGAUAUUUUUUUAUCACUGAAAGAGAAAUAUGGACGGUGCAGAAAUCAAUUCAUUCGUUUCAAGAUCUCAAUUCAAGAAACAGAGCGAGAGUGUGUAUUUAUAGAAAUUUUUCUGGACACCUUGAACGAUGAACGUAUUAUCGCUCUGCCAGUCAAGAAAGAAUUUUGUAGGAAUUUUUGACGAUUUUACGAAUACUUUUUUUUAAAGCGUAACAAUUAGAAAAAUAUUCCUGUGAUUGUAAGCUGUAAGCACGUGUUUUUCUAUACUCCAAUAGUUUCUUCUCAGUACACGAAUAAAUCCUAAGAUAUAUUGCGAAAAAUUAUCUACUCUUACGUCAAACUGUGUAUCUGUACUACAGAAAACCAUUUCACAGUGUGUAUCCAAACGACAGUCAAGCAGCUUGUAUUUUUAGACUUUUCUAUUCUUUGACUCAAAGCAAAUGUGACAAUAAAUUUAACUGAGGCACGUA
Molecule: messenger RNA, 1312 nt
Organism: Nasonia vitripennis (jewel wasp)
Lineage: Eukaryota; Metazoa; Arthropoda; Insecta; Hymenoptera; Pteromalidae
Product: immunoglobulin domain-containing protein oig-4
Exons: 4
Coding region: 216-710 (164 amino acids)
Biological process (GO): cell-cell adhesion
Cellular component (GO): cell-cell junction
Molecular function (GO): cell adhesion molecule binding
Source: RefSeq, a predicted model, not a curated record